Molecule: messenger RNA, 865 nt
Organism: Hyposmocoma kahamanoa
Lineage: Eukaryota; Metazoa; Arthropoda; Insecta; Lepidoptera; Cosmopterigidae
Product: protein son of sevenless-like
Exons: 6
Cellular component (GO): nucleosome
Molecular function (GO): guanyl-nucleotide exchange factor activity; structural constituent of chromatin; DNA binding
Source: RefSeq, a predicted model, not a curated record
AUGCUACCCAGCGUGGACGAGAGUCAUGGGUACGACUUCAAGGCCCCGGAGAAUGCGGAAAAGUGGCGCGGUAUAUUCGUCAAUUCGCUUCGAAAGGUCCUGGACACAGUGCACCCAUCGCUGUCUGCGGAGGAGACAGCGCUGCGGUACGUCGAGUCGCUUUGUCUGAAGUUGCUUGCUGGCCUGUGUGCUGUCCCAUCACCACUCACUGUACAGGAUGUUGAAGAGCGCGUGGCCCGAACAUUCCCCACCCCGCUGGACCGAUGGGCGUUGAACGACGCGCGAGAUGCCGUGGCCCAGCGCCGUCGCCGGGUCUGUCUCCUUCCAGCUGACAAAGUCCAUCACAUGCUGCAAAAGGAAGUGCUCCUGUACAAAAUCGACAUGUCCGUGUCGGUGUUCAUGACGGCCAUUCUCGAAUACGUGAGCUCCGACAUCUUCAAGCUGGCCGGCAACUUCGUCAAGAAGAUCUCGAGCGGUUACGAGAUGAUCACCUGCCGUGACAUUAAGACGGCCAUGUGCGCUGAUAAGGUGUUAAUGGACAUGUUCUACCAGGACACAGAUCUAGGUCUCUCCGAUAUAAAUACAGCGGUGGCAGCGCGAAGACGGGGCUCCCUUACGUACACAGAGCUGGUUCGGGAUCUGUUGACGGACGAGAAGCACUUCCUCCGAGAGCUGAACUUAAUUAUCAGGGUUUUUAAGGACGAACUGGAGAAGAUACUCGAGAAGGAUAGUAGGGCCAUAUCUCUGAUCUUCGGCAACAUAGUGGGCAUCUACGAGCUGACGGUGACUCUCCUGGGAAACCUAGAGGAUGCCUGCGAAAUGUCCCAGGACUCUCCAACACCCUACAUCGGCAGUUGUUUCGAAG